Molecule: messenger RNA, 4508 nt
Organism: Homo sapiens (human)
Lineage: Eukaryota; Metazoa; Chordata; Mammalia; Primates; Hominidae
Gene: DUSP14
Product: dual specificity phosphatase 14
Exons: 3
Coding region: 3283-3879 (198 amino acids)
Molecular function (GO): protein tyrosine phosphatase activity; MAP kinase tyrosine/serine/threonine phosphatase activity; protein serine/threonine phosphatase activity
Source: RefSeq, a predicted model, not a curated record
AUAACACACCUGGUGCCUCCCUUCCUUUUCUUUUCCCACUGAGCCUUUGACAUUUAGUUUCACUGCGGUCAGGUAUGAGCAAGUACAUGAUUUUCCUGUACCACCCAAUUCACAUCAUGCAAAAGUCUCACAGAGAGGGACAUGAAGAUCUGCAAGAACAAAUGUUAAAACAGACAGAUGUGCAUUUUACAAGGAUGUUGUUUAUCUUGAAAUUCUCAUCACUGCAUCAUUGCUACUGCCCAAGGGUUGAAUUAAGGGCAAAACAUUUCAGAGACAGAUUUGAAAUUACCUAAUUAUCCUAGACAUGUUGUAAUGUUCCCUUUUAUAAUGCCUGGCUCAAAAAGCUUGAUGUCAGGUUACAGAACUGUAUGCAUUCUUUGAUUGUAAUUGUGUUAACAAUAGUAAAAAAUCUUGCAUACAAUCAAGACCAGAAAGAAAUCCAGAUGCUAAUUGUUGUUUUGUUAAGUAAUAAAAUGGUGGUAAGCAAUGCUUUUUCUCUUUUUGCUUUUUUUUCUUUUUCUUAUCUGUAAUGUGACAAUUCUUUAUUACUUGGAAAGUACAUUUUAUGAGAACUGUGAAAACUCGGAAAGUAGAAGUUCAAAGUAUUUUACAUUUAAUAACAUCUAGCUAAUCCUUAUGAUAUCUAGAUAAGGUGCUACUUUACAUCUUAUGAAAUAGCACAAGCCUUAGGCAAACUUCUGUAGUAGAAGAAAUGUGUUCUGAGACUUCUGAGACUUCUAUCUUGCUAGUUUUUAAGAUAUCUUUUCUCCCAGAAACCUGGUGUCCAGUGUCCCUCUCAAAUCUGCCAAAGGACAGUAGCUUAAAGAUUUACUUAUCUCAGGGGAGUUGCAUUUUUAUAGCCAUCAAUGGCAUAUAAUUUGGAAUUAGAGGCACAGGCAAGCAGGCCUUCCGAAUCUCUGUGAGCCACAAGACCCGAUGGCACCCUGAAAUCAAACUUCUGUAGACUGGGAGCCUUGUUGACCGCUGUUCCCCAAUUCUGACAGAUCAAAGCUGUUGCUAAUUUGUUAACCAGAGGCAGUGAUACAAAUGGAAGAUGCAACUAUUCAUUCUGAGGGACGCAUAAAAGUCUGAUUAAUCUAAGGAGCAGUCAUUGCCCAAGCAGUUAAGGAGAAUAUUUUUGGAAAGGCAGACAUCAGAAGCUAAGCAGAGUACAAAUUUCCACCCUCUACUUACUGUAUUAAUCAUAUCAGCUCUCACUCUUCGUAGAUGCUGCCCUGCUCGAAAGCACUGGUUAUUUAGCUGGGAGUCAGGAGAACCCAAACCCUCCCUGGGCAUAGACAAAUUGUAAUUUUAUAGCAGACAGCCUCUAAAAUGUUUCUACAUCCACAACAGUUGACACUGCCAGGCGCAGUGGCUCAUGCCUCUAAUCCCAGCACUAUGGGAGGCUGAGGUGGGAGGAUUGUUUGAGCUUAGGAGUUCGAGACCAGGCUGGGCAACAUAUUAUUUAAAGAGACUAGGUCUCUUUAGUAAUAACAAGGCCAGGUGCGGUGGCUCACGUCUAUAACCUCAGGGGGCAUCACCUGAGGUCGGGAGUUCAAGACCAGCCUGACCAACGUAGAGAAACCCUGUCUCUACUAAAAACACAAAAUUAGCCAGGCGUGGUGGUGCGUGCCUGUAAUCCCAGCUACUCGGGAGGCUGAGGCAGGAGAAUCACUUGAACCCGGGAGGCGGAGGUUGCGCUGGGCCGAGAUCGUGCCAUUGCACUCCAGCCCAGGCAACAAGAGCGAAACUCCGUCCCCCCCAAAAUAAUAAAAACUAAUUAGCCAGGCGUGGUGGCGUGCCUGUAGUCCCAGCUACUUGGGAAGCUGAAGUGGGAGGACCACCUGAGCCCGGGAAGUGGAGGCUUCAGUGAGCCAUGAUUGCACCACUGCACUCCAUCCUGAAGCCUAUCUUAAAAAAAAAAGAAGAAAAAGUGACACCUAUAAAAAAACUCACAUACUUAUAGUCCAGAAAUGUGCUGUCCAGUAAGGUAGCCACUAGCCACAUGUGGCUAUCUAAAUUUACUAAAAUAAAAUUUUAAAUUCACUUCCUUAGUUACACUAGCCAUAUUUCGUGUUCAGUAGCAACAUGAGGCUAGUGGCUACUGUACUGGAGAGUGGAGAUACAGAACAUGUCCAUCAUCACACAAAGUUCUACUGGACAGUGCUGGUCCAGAAGAGAAUAACUUCAAAUUGCAUUUUUGGUACAGGCAUGUAUAAGCCCGCACUUCCACAUUCUGUAAAGGCAUAAAGCGCCUCCCUACCCCAGGGCAUGUCUGUACAGUCAUUAAAUGGUCUGACUCCAGCACUUCUUUCUACUUAAUCUCUAAAUCUCUAAAUCUUGACACGCACAUCGCACACAACACAAACUCUAUUUUAGCCCACCUCCCUCUUCACUGACUCUUCAUGGUAGGUUUAGUUCCCAUAAUCCAUGAAAAUGCCUAGCUCCUUGUCACUAGAGCUUGUUUUGGAAACCUGCCUACAGUGUAACAAGCUGGAAUGUGAAGAGGGAUGCAUCUAUUUGUGUUGCUGAGUCAUUGAAUUGACUGAAGCUUCAAGGACUAGGGGGUGCUGAGCAGAAAUGAAAACACACAAUCCUUUCUGUUAGAGAUUUGCUCUUUUCGUAUUGGCAUGUAAACAAGUAAGUCACUAAGUGAACUGACGUCACAAUUUAGUUUUAGGAAGAUGCUUUUCCCAGGCACGAUUUGAACUCAGUGGUUUCCUGAAUCUAGCAAAGUAUGCUGCUUUGUUUUCUCUUAGAUUAAUUUUGCCUAAUUUUAAAGCUUUGAUUCUCUUUUUACGAAGACGAAAAUAAAUCUCUCUAGUCUGGGCCUUUUUCGUUUCCCAGGAUUAUGAUUAAAAUUAUCACUAACUUUUAGAUAGUCCAGCACGCACCGGAUGACUCUGAAGCCGGUUGGGCAGUGGAGAUCGGGAAGAACAUGAAAAAGCUUCAAAGCUUUUGGUUGAGGACAUCGGGAGAUGUAAACCCCAAACGCGGGUUUUACUUCUCCCCUCCACCCCUCCCCGCAAACCCAUGCCUACUCGUUUUGACUGCUCAGCAAUUCUGAGGCCAACCAUUUGCAACGGCGAGGAGCAGGGGCUGAUUUGAUUUGUAUCCACUGUCACCAGCACUGCUCACUUAGGACUUUCUGGAUCCGGACCCAGGCAGCGCACACUGGACUCUUGAGGAAGAAGGAGACUCUAAUUUUGGAUUCCUUGGUGGAGGAAAAUAAAACACUCUGGUCUUGCCGCCAACGAUGCAAGUGUGACUGCUGGCGUCUUCAUGAGCUCCAGAGGUCACAGCACGCUACCAAGGACUCUCAUGGCCCCUCGGAUGAUUUCCGAGGGAGACAUAGGAGGCAUUGCUCAAAUCACCUCCUCUCUAUUCCUGGGCAGAGGCAGUGUGGCCUCCAAUCGGCACCUCCUCCAGGCUCGUGGCAUCACCUGCAUUGUUAAUGCUACCAUUGAGAUCCCUAAUUUCAACUGGCCCCAAUUUGAGUAUGUUAAAGUGCCUCUGGCUGACAUGCCGCAUGCCCCCAUUGGACUGUACUUUGACACCGUGGCUGACAAGAUCCACAGUGUGAGCAGGAAGCACGGGGCCACCUUGGUGCACUGUGCUGCAGGGGUGAGCCGCUCAGCCACGCUGUGUAUCGCGUACCUGAUGAAAUUCCACAACGUGUGCCUGCUGGAGGCGUACAACUGGGUGAAAGCCCGGCGACCUGUCAUCAGGCCCAACGUAGGCUUCUGGAGGCAACUGAUAGACUACGAGCGCCAGCUCUUUGGGAAGUCGACAGUUAAAAUGGUACAGACACCUUAUGGCAUAGUUCCCGACGUCUAUGAGAAGGAGUCCCGACACCUGAUGCCUUACUGGGGGAUUUAGUGCCACUGAAGCCUGCGUCAGCAGCCCGAGCGGGGCCGGCAUCUGCUCCCCGCCGUCUGCUCCCUCUCCACUCUCUUCUCAAAUGGCUGACUUCUGGUUCUCCCUCAAGUGUUUUUUACACUGGGUGUUCAAAUUUAUUUUAAGAGAUAGGGAGGGAGGGGACAUAAAGGGAAUGCAUACAUUGCUAGUCACAUUUUUAAAAUUAACAUUUUGGAAUAGUGUUUAUGGAAAUCUUUAGCUUUUAAUCAUUUUUACCAAUUUGAACAGUUUAAUAAACUGGUUCUGCUCUCUUCUGAAUCUCAUGCCUUUGGCACCUUGGUAGGUGCAGGAGGAGCUCAGUGCAAAAAUCACUUUGGGGCCUCAUUAACCCUUUAGAGACAAGCUUUGCCCCAGGCUGCGGACCAGACAGAUGCUUAGGGAAGGUUGAUAACCAGCUUCAGUCUCUACUGGAUUAGCCCUACUCUUUCCUUUCCCCUCCAUUAUUUAGUGACUCUGUAAGUAAGUUAAAUACACCCUUAUUAUUUAGCUGUUAAGUAACUAUAAUGAAAUCUGCUGCAAAAUCUCUCUUGGAAUCCAUGUGCCCAGGAUUAUAUUAGCAUUAUUUUUAAUAAAUCUAUAUGCUUAACAUA